This is a messenger RNA of Bombina bombina (fire-bellied toad), 3518 nucleotides long. RefSeq names its product dermatan sulfate epimerase (gene DSE). NCBI's taxonomy places the organism in Eukaryota, Metazoa, Chordata, Amphibia, Anura, Bombinatoridae. Gene Ontology annotation, molecular function: chondroitin-glucuronate 5-epimerase activity. The transcript has 6 exons. The record is from RefSeq and is a predicted model, not a curated record. Bases 212 to 3082 code for a protein of 956 amino acids.
GUGUGGGCUCAUCUGGACCGCUUAAUGCGCCAGUGUCUUCCGCCUGUCUGCCCGGCUCCUUGUCUGCGUGUGGGUUAUGUUGCCCUGCAGGUCGGACGCGCUCUCUUUUCUAACGAAGAUGCUGUGCGAGUAUUGCUCUUGUCAGCUCUAGCUGCACGGCUGAGUCAAAAAUGGUCUGGCAAAGCCUGCUAGCUGGAGAUCUGAUGCCACAAUGAAGACCCACACUCGGGGAGCUCCCAGUGUAUUUUUCAUACACCUCCUUUGUUGGGUUGUCAUCCAUGGCGCACAAGAAAGCACAAAUCUACAAGUACCAUUCAUUAAUGCAAAGUAUGAUGGGUUUCCAAUGUUGUUCUUCUCUAAGGGUGAGAUGGAAGAGCUGCGUGCCCAAGCAGUGGGUACUCAUCGGCACAUUGCAUCCCGAAUAAAUGAAGCAGUCCAUGUUAUGCUAACCAACCCCAGUGAAUACCUCCCACCAUGGGAUCCAAAAGAUUUUUCUGCCAGGUGGAAUGAGAUUUAUGGCAACAAUCUUGGUGCACUGGCAAUGUUCUGUGUCUUGUACCCGGAUAACACAGAAGCACUGAGUCUGGCCAGAGAAUACAUGGAAAGGAUGGCAGCGCAGCCUAGUUGGCUAGUAAAGGAUGCUCCCUGGGAUGAGGUUCCCUUGGCACAUUCACUUGUUGGUUUCGCUACUGCUUAUGACUUUCUCUACAACUCCCUUACCAAUCACCAAAAAGAGAGGUUUCUUGAGGUUAUUGCCAAUGCUUCAGGAUAUAUGUACGAGACUUCAUACAGGAGGGGAUGGGGGUUUCAGUACCUGCAUAACCAUCAGCCAACCAACUGUGUGGCCCUACUGACUGGUAGUUUAGUAAUGAUGAAUCAAGGGUACCUGCAAGAAGCCUACUUCUGGACAAAGCAAGUUCUGACCAUCAUGGAGAAGUCUAUUGUUUUGUUGAAUGAUAUUACGGAUGGUUCCUUGUAUGAAGGAGUGGCAUAUGGCAGCUACACCACUAGAUCUCUCUUUCAGUACAUCUUUCUUGUCCAAAGGCAUUUUGACAUCAAUCAUUUUAACCAUCCCUGGCUGAAAGAGCACUUUGCCUUUAUGUAUAGAACUGUCCUGCCAGGGUUUCAAAGAACUGUUGCAAUAGCAGACUCAAAUUACAACUGGUUCUAUGGACCCGAGAGCCAGUUAGUGUUUUUGGACAAAUUUGUAUUAAGGAAUGGAAGUGGUAACUGGUUGGCAGAGCAGAUCCAGGCAAACCGGGUGCAAGAAGGACCUGGGACUCCAGCCAAAGGACAACGAUGGUGCACGCUGCAUACAGAGUUUCUUUGGUAUGAUGCAACUUUACAACCGGAACCACCACCUGAUUUUGGCGUACCACGGCUACAUUUUUUUGAGGAUUGGGGAGUGGUGACAUACGGAAGUUUUCUGCCAGCUGAAAUAAACAGACCUUUUCUUUCCUUCAAGUCUGGAAAAAUUGGAGGUCGUGCAAUAUUUGAUAUUGUUCACAAAAAUAAAUAUAAAGAGUGGAUCAAGGGGUGGAGGAAUUUCAAUGCCGGACACGAACAUCCUGAUCAGAAUUCAUUCACUUUUGCACCUAAUGGUUUUCCUUUUAUAACAGAAGCUUUAUAUGGACCAAAAUAUACUUUCUUAAACAAUGUUUUAAUGUUUUCACCUGCAGUAUCUGAUACUUGCUUUGCUCCGUGGCAAGGUCAGGUUACUGAAGACUGUACAUCAAAGUGGUUGAAAUAUAGAUAUGGCGAAGCUGCAGACUCUCAAGGAAAGGUGGUAGCAGCUUUGGAGAAAACUGGGAUUGUUUUUAUUAGGGGGGAAGGAGUUGGUGCUUACAGUCCUGACUUGAAAUUAAAAACUGUUCAAAGAAAUUUAGUUUUACUCCAUCCACAACUGCUGCUUCUUGUAGACCAUAUUCAUUUAGAACAUGGCAGCACUUUGGAAGCAACAACCAGCUAUUUCCACAAUGUGGAUAUGCCUUUUGAGGAGACAUCUGUUGAUGGUGUCCAUGGGGCAAUACUCAGACACAAAGAUGGAAUGUAUAAAAUGUUUUGGAUGGAUGACACUGGCUUGAGUGAGAAAGCAGUCAUUUCAUCAAGUGUAUAUCCCCAUGGAUACCCAUACAAUGGGACGAACUAUGUAAAUGUUACAACCCAUCUCAGGAAACCAAUCACUAGAGCCAUUUAUCUUUUUAUUGGACCUUCUGUGGAUGUUGAGAGUUUUAGUGUCCAUGGAGACUACCAGCAGGUGGAUGUGUACCUUGCAACUGCUGAACAUGCAUACGCAGUUUACCUUUUCACAGGAGAUACCCCCAGCCAGUCAAUUUAUGCUAAGGUUGUUGCAGACAGACAGAAAAUAGUCUUUGACAAGAGUUCAUCCAUCAUGAGCUCUACACCAGUAGAAGUAAAAGAUUAUGUCACAAUCGUGGAGCAAAAUCUUCAGCAUUUUAAGCCAGUUUUUCAACAAAUGGAAAAGAAAAUCCUGUCUAAAGUCCGAAAUACAGACAGUUUUCGUAAGACAGCAGAGCGGCUGCUAAGAUUUUCAGAUAAACGAAAUACAGAGGAAGCCAUUGAAAAGAUAUUUGCCAUUUCACAACAGCAGAGGCAGCAAGAAAAGACCAAAAAAAUAAAAAAGGGCACAAAAAAUUACAAGUUUAUCAAUGCUGUCCCAGACAUUUUUGCACAAAUAGAGGUAAACGAAAAGCAGACGCGACUGAAAGCAAUGGCACGUGCUGAAAGUGAACUUCCAGCUGAUGAAGAUGAAGAAAUGAAAGAUCUUUUGGAUUUUGUAGAUGAACCAUAUGCCAAGAAGAAAAGCAGUUCAUUCAGCAGACAAGACUCCCUGCAUAUGCUUACAACUCUUCAUGGUGGCCCCAACUCAAUAUCUGCCUCUUACACCAGACUUUUUCUUAUCUUAAACAUAGCCAUUUUUCUAGUUCUUCUAGCGUUGCAAUUAUCACGGUUUUUAAAGACUAAGAGUAUGCAUCGAAAAAAAUGCCUCUAUGCCAUACUUUUAGUUGAUUUUUGUAUAUUAAUGUGGUUGUAUUCAUCCUGUUAUAGAUCACAGUGUUAGUCAAGCACUGACUCUUGUGUGGCUGCUAAUCUAUGCAAUAACUAUAAACAGACCAGCAACAUUUCCAGUUAUUACUUAAUUUGUUAAUGAAGCUGUUCUUAUGAUGCAUUUUCAGAGAUCCAAAUAGUUUUUUUUUUUAAUACAUAAUGUUAUAUAUAUAUAUAUAUAUAUUUUUUUUCUAUAAAGGGAAAAACAUAAGUGACUAUGAAUGUUAAUCUGUGAACUUGAUUGAAAAAGAAAAAAGUAAUCUACAAAACUAAAAAUAAUUAUCACUCAUAAGUUCCUCCAGUAAAUAAAUAUUGCAAAUAAAUCAUUUUUAGCAACAAAAAAAGUAAGUUUUUACAUUUUGUUGUACCACACACAAUGUAAAUUGUUUUUCUACAAAAAAUAGAAGAAAAUGUUGUGAAAUAAAUGUUGUGUACAUGUAUCAUUCAAA